GAUUCAGUCCACAAAAUACUGUGUAAAAUAUAAUUUUAUAAUUCUAAGCUGAUAGUCAAAAUGGCUUGGGUUCCCAAAUCGCGAUUCGAACACGACCUAGUGAAUAUGGAGCCGGGUUUUAAUCUGAUCCACGGUCAAUUGGCCUACGAGGAGACGAAGAAACGGGAGUACAGGACACCCGAGGAAUCGACGGGCGGAAGGGGUCGGGAAAUCCGUGAGAGUCUGCAAAUGAUGGAGAAGAUCGAGAAAAUAGCGGAAACCAAACCGCUAGGCGAGCACGCCACCAUGGAGGACUGGGAGGACACUUCAACUGCGCAUCAGGAGGCGGUGGCCAUGAUGCGGCACUUCGGAAUGGUGUCCCUGGAUCAGGAGAUCAGUUUUCCACAGAUCCCCAAAGAUGGAAGCGAACGAUUUCCCCUUAUAACAGAUCCCGCAUUCUUCACAUUCCGUAGAACGCGUAGACCGGAGAAUCCCUUGAGAGCGGACUGCACUCCUGAAGAUUCAGCGGAUGAUUCCUAUCACACAGCCGAAAGUUCGAGCAGUUGCAUUUGGCUCUACGGAUCGGGAAUGUUCCAAAUGGGCAGUGGCAUGGAAACGGAGAACAAGGACAGAAAGCGGGAAAAGAGACAGAACUUUGUCCUGGAGCCCAAGAUUAUCCCAGGUAACAUGGAAAAGUCCAAGGGAAAAAGGAGGAACCAAAGGCCCAGCCAAAAGGAAAGACGUCGCCAGCAAUAUGAAGCCCACCUUUAAAACGUAAUUGUGUCCUCACUACAUUGAUUGAAGUACAGUAGAGAUUAAGUAAGAAGAACACUUGUUUAAAAGCUAAUUCAAUAAAUGUGUAAUAAGAAA
This is a messenger RNA of Drosophila elegans, 849 nucleotides long. RefSeq lists its product as uncharacterized. NCBI's taxonomy places the organism in Eukaryota, Metazoa, Arthropoda, Insecta, Diptera, Drosophilidae. The coding region runs from base 61 to 750 and encodes 229 amino acids. The record is from RefSeq and is a predicted model, not a curated record. The transcript has a single exon.